Helianthus annuus (common sunflower) is the source of this 711-nucleotide messenger RNA. Its product is annotated as vacuolar protein sorting-associated protein 27-like. The transcript has a single exon. Bases 1 to 711 code for a protein of 236 amino acids. The record is from RefSeq and is a predicted model, not a curated record. Lineage: Eukaryota; Viridiplantae; Streptophyta; Magnoliopsida; Asterales; Asteraceae.
AUGAAUCCACCACCACCUCCACCCACUACGGGUGAACCUACACCACCCUUUAUGCCAUCUUCAACACAACCAUCACCAAAUACUACCACUCCUGCAUAUACACCAGAAAUCAAUCCAACCAACACUACCUUACCUGAGAACACACAGUUUGAAUACUCCUUCAGUUACAACCCUACAUCAUCCGCUGUUCCAGCUUAUUCAACAUUUUUCCCAACAUCCGGCCAACCAUCAUCAUCACAAAUACCACCACCUAACCUAUACCAAACCGGUCCAUCCAUUAUCCAUUCUACUCCAUUCCAACCAAGAGUGCAAUCUCAACAUACUUCGGGAGUAAUACAAGAUGGGUUCGAUGAUGAGUUUGAGGAUGACUUUGUGGGUUAUGAUGAAGAAGGAUACAUGUAUGGGGGUGAUGGAGAUCAAGGGGAGUAUGCCUAUGUUCAAAGUCAAAAUCAAAGGAUGUCAAGUGUUGGUGGGAUUCCUCAACAACAAAUUAUACCUCAACAAUUGCUACCACAAGGUCCACCGGUGCAAAGACGUGUUCAACAACCUCAUGUGGGGCCGAGAUUUCAACCACCUCCACAACAAUUUGGGCCUCCACGCAUGCAAGUUCAAAGACUAAUAGGUCCUAUACGUCCAAGAAUUCGUUUGGUGUGCCAAGAAGACAUCUUCGAGAACAUGCUAGACGUAUUGAAGCACAUUUUAGACCGGUGA